UGACUAAACGUGUACCGGUAUUAUUUAAUGUCAAAAUCAAAUGUCACUGAAGUGAACGUGCAUGGGUAUUUUUGUUUUUAUGUACCACCAAACUAAACCCUUGCUGUGUCUAUAGGCAAAUUUGCCUAUAAAUUUUUAUUUUUAAAUUGGAAAUCGUCAAGAGGAUUUAUAUAGUGUUUGCUUAAUUCAGUGCGCAUCAGUUGAAAACUCGCUUAAAAUGAGUGACUAUCUCGGAUCUGUUGCUCUUCCGAGCAUGAAACAGCGCCAGAAAAAGUUGUGCCAAGUGAAGAUGAAAGCACGUGCAGAUCCAGUUUAUAAGGAUAGCUCCAAUUUCGGAGUUCGAAUGUUGGAAAAGCUAGGCUGGUCUGAAGGAAAAGGGCUUGGCAAACGAGAGGAUGGGAUGGCUGCACCAAUUCUACCUAAACUUAAGCAAGACGGUGAAGGAUUCGGUUAUGCGGGAGAGAAAGACAAUCACUGGACGCAACAUGACCAAGAUUUCAAUCAGCUGUUGCAGUCAUUGAAUGGCGUGGAGACUCCUGCAGAGGAACUCGCAAAUACAGUAACAAUGAAAUCCUUGGAAGAAAAAUCCAAAAUGUCGCGUGCAAGGGUUCACUAUAAAAAAUUCACUCGGGGUAAAGAUUUAAGUCGUGCCAGUGAAAAGGAUUUGGCCAAUAUUUUUGGUAAGAAGUCUUUGGAAGAAGUAAAAUCAAUUGUACCGGAAAACGAAGAGGACGAGGAAGUACAAUCGAAUUCAGCGCAGCCUGAGGAAACUAACAUUCUUGGACUAACUACAAUAAAUGCUAGUGUCUCUGUGCGGGAUUACUUCAGAAAUAAGAUGCAAUCCAAGAAUCUUGACUGUACUCCCAUAAAAACGAUUACGAUGUGCGACGAUGAACUGGUCGCUAAUAAUUCCACAGAAACGAUUGAUUCCACAAAAAAGAAAAGAAAAAAUCGAUUGAGUGUUGAAAACGUUCAACAGGAUAAUGCUUCCACAGAAGCGAUUACAAUGUGCAACGAUGAAUUAGUUGCUAGUAAAUCCACAAAAAAGAAAACGAAAACCCGAUUGAGUGUUGAAAACGUUCAACAGGAUAGUACUCCCACAGAAACCAUUACGACGUGCGAUGAUGAAUUACUAGCUAGUAACUCCACAAAAAAGAAAAGAAAAAAGCGAUUGAGUGUUGACAACGUGCAACAGAAAAAUACUUCCACGGAAUCGAUUACAAUGUGCAACGAUGAAUUAGUUACUAGUAAUUCUUCGAAAAAGAAAAGAAAGAAGCGAUUGAGUAUCGAAAACGUUCAACAGGAUAACAUUUCUGAUGGCACCCAGUUGCAGCUUAUGAUACCAGAAGUGGAUAAUAACCUGAGAGAAGAGUUAACUGAGAAAGCAUUCGAGGAAAACUCGAAUAGAUCAGUUUCAGCGAAAAACAAGAAAAAGAAAAAAAGAAUUAGUCUUGAUAAUUCGAAUGAUGUGGAGCAGGCUGAUGUAAACCUCGAUGAAUCGAUGCACGAAGAAUUGAAUAUAGUAACACCGAAAGGAAAUGUUAGUAUAGACAAGUCUACUAUAAUUAAUUGUACAAAAAAGAGAGAAAAGAAAAGGCAAUUAGAUGUUGGAAAUGAAAGUUCUGCCGAAGAGGUUACUUCUAGCGGCGAUUUGGGAGAAACUGAGGAGAAUGUUGAAGGUUGUGAAGUUCCGAAACAAAAAUCAAAGAAAAAAGAUAGGAAACAAGAGAGUCAUAUAGAAGAAACUGACAGACUGGAAACACUAGUGAAAACAAAACGGAAGAAAAGCAAAAAAGCUAAAAACGAACCACCGGUGGAUACAGUUGUAGAUAACGAAAACGAAAAUAAGCUAGAUUCAAUAGGUGCAGAAAAAAUUAAACAACAGGAAGCCGAAACGCGUAGCAAUCUUGGUACUACCGAGACAAAAGUUGACAACAUCGACACUGGAGAUCAUCAGGAUGACGACAUAACGUGUCGCGUCAAAGUUAAUAUUCUGAAGCAAUUGGAUGAGUUCGCAUUUCCCGGAUCUAACUUUGCCGAUAUUGUUGGAUAUGGGCUGACGCAGGAUGUCAAGCUAGUCAAACGCAACAGUGUUCGAAACCAUUCACUGGAAAAGCACCAAUUCAUACGCCAGAAACAAACUUCUCUCCAGCGGAAACGACAAAUGCUAAAAAAGAUUAGCGCUUUCAAGGCAAUAUAGUAGUGGUUUAUGUUAGUUGAAAUAUAUGCCGCUAUUAAACUUGCAUGUACUAUGCUGUUGCAUGUUCAUGUUACUGGUGUAUUUUA
Molecule: messenger RNA, 2286 nt
Organism: Wyeomyia smithii (pitcher-plant mosquito)
Lineage: Eukaryota; Metazoa; Arthropoda; Insecta; Diptera; Culicidae
Product: G patch domain-containing protein 4-like
Exons: 2
Coding region: 218-2200 (660 amino acids)
Biological process (GO): regulation of ribosome biogenesis
Cellular component (GO): nucleolus
Molecular function (GO): telomerase inhibitor activity; nucleic acid binding
Source: RefSeq, a predicted model, not a curated record